Lolium rigidum is the source of this 794-nucleotide messenger RNA. RefSeq names its product protein DESIGUAL 3-like. NCBI's taxonomy places the organism in Eukaryota, Viridiplantae, Streptophyta, Magnoliopsida, Poales, Poaceae. The record is from RefSeq and is a predicted model, not a curated record. The transcript has 3 exons. Bases 62 to 592 code for a protein of 176 amino acids.
UCUCCACAUUCACCUUAAGGAAAGGAAGAGGGGAGAACCGAGGUCCAAGGUAUCAGAAGCCAUGGCGAGAGUCGAAGCGGUGGUGGUAUGCCUCCUCAUCGUCGCCAUGGAUGUCGCCGCCGGCGUGCUCGGGAUAUACGCCGAGAAAGCUCAGAACCAGGGGAGGCACCUGCGGAUACUGUUCAUCGAGUGCCGGCAGCCGGUCCGGCAGGCCUACAAGCUCGGCGUCGCGGCGGCAGCGGUGCUGGCGGCGUCGCACGCCAUCGCCAACAUCGUCGGCGGCUGCGCGUGCGUCUGCUGCUCCGGCGACAAGCUCCGGCGCUCGUCGCCCAACCGGCAUAUGGCGUCCUUCGCCCUGGUGCUCACAUGGAUGGUUCUGAUAGUGGGGCUGGCGCUGCUGGUCCUCGGGGCGCUGCCCAACUCCAAGAAGUCGAUGGCGCACUGCGGGGUGAUGCGGCACAACUUCCUCUCCAUCGGCGGCAUCCUCUGCUUCGUGCACGCGCUCUUCUGCCUCGUCUACUACGUCUCCGCCAACGCCGCCGCGCGGGAGGAAAGCGGCCGCGGCUCCAAGGCCGUCGGCGUGCACACCUGACGUGAUCGACCAUGCAUCAUCUCUUCCUUUCAACCGCGAGCCUGCUUUUUUGCUUGGUUAAUUUCUUCUCUGCUGUGAAAUAGGGUGUGAUUCUGCAGUUCUGCUCACUGUGGGCAUGAUGUGUUGGCAUCGUGUUGAUGAACUACGUAGUGAUAAAUUGUGUGUAGCAGUUUUGUCGUGUUCAAUAAAAUCUUUUUGAUUA